This is a messenger RNA of Mugil cephalus (flathead mullet), 8111 nucleotides long. It is a transcript of the gene shisa7a, whose product is annotated as protein shisa-6. Gene Ontology annotation, cellular component: postsynaptic membrane; AMPA glutamate receptor complex; postsynaptic density. Gene Ontology annotation, biological process: regulation of short-term neuronal synaptic plasticity; regulation of AMPA receptor activity. The coding region runs from base 2657 to 4774 and encodes 705 amino acids. The transcript has 7 exons. The record is from RefSeq and is a predicted model, not a curated record. NCBI's taxonomy places the organism in Eukaryota, Metazoa, Chordata, Actinopteri, Mugiliformes, Mugilidae.
UUUAAGGGCACGUGUAAUAGGACCAAAUGUUUCUUCCUGUGUCUCGCACAGUGUGAAUCGUGAUUCAUCCUGUGGGCCUCAAUUAAUAGGGUACAACGCUGAGAUUAAAUUGAAAGCCUGAACCGCAUUUCAUUCAUGAAUCCGAACGAGAGUCACCUCAAUCUGCGGAGAAUCUCCCCACAUCUCCAUCCACUCUUUGGUUUAUUUUAUAUUUUGUGGAUUCCCUGCAGUCCCCCUCUCGUCUCACACUUAAAGAAAUCUCCGAAUAGUCCGUGUAGGUCUGAGUCUAAUUGACAGUUUCGUUCACGCUCCAGUAUUAAAGCUUUUUGCGCCAAUCCUCUCCCCUUCCCCGUUUUCAUCGCUUUCAUAAUUGCCACCAACAUAAUGACACAGUUGCUGUGGCAACCGUGUCUCUCCGUGUCUCUUUUUUUUUUUUUUUUUUUUCUCCGCUUCGCGCACACGCAAAAAGAAAAAUAACACACACUCUUGGAUCUCGGAGGUCUUCCGCUCAAUAUACCGGCUGCGCUGCAUUUAGCAAGUUUUGCUUCCGUUUUUUAAAUAGAGUUUUUACUUUUUUUUCUUUUUUUUUUAAAGAACGGGAAUCCGACUUUUUUUUUAUAUAUUAGUCACCGAGUUAAAAGAGGGGCAUUAAAUGGAGGGGAGUAGGCUAAAGAUGAGUGCCACCAGUUGAAUGGGUCUAAUGUCCAUCAGCACCGAGCAGAGCGGACUCUCGUCGGGACCGGUCUGACCGACCAAUCACAGCGCUCCCCCGCUGGCAGACCUCCGUGAGGCCGGUCGCAGUUAGACGGCGUGAGCAUCGCUUGGACGCUAUUAAGGCAACAACCUCGGUCAGUUACGGGGAGAAAGUUAAAAUUCCUGAUGGAGGCACAACAAGAGUGAUCGAGAUCUGCAGCGCUUCCGACGAACACGGGCUUUAAAAGAAAAAGAAAAAAAGAAAAAACAGGUGUCACGUCCAGCAACAGUUCAAGCUGUCCUCAUCAUCUCCAGCUACAAUAACAGGCUGCCAUCUGAGAACAGCUGAGAUACAGUGCGCAGGCUCUCCCAGCGCUCCUCUCCAGCAUCAAGCCCCCAGAGCAGCGCACAGAAUUUACAUUCGGCCGACGCGCUCCAGUUUCAGCUGUCGACUCGUAAACCCCCCCCCCCCACCCUCCGAGACCGUUCUGGAAAUCAAGCAGAACACCUAAAGACGACAAGAAGAGAAAUUCUCUCAGCGAACUCUUUGGGAACAUUAGUCAGUGGGAGAACUGCUGCUUUGUGAUUCUUGUUUUUCCUCCACUGAACUCUCCUCAGAAGGUUAGAGGAGCAUGUAACUGAAACAAGUGGAGGCCUCCGUGAUUUCAGCAUUCUGUCUCCCCCAUCUGUGCCUACAUUCUCUGCUACAGAUAGGGACGUUUUGAUAAUUACAUAUAAUUAUAAUUUCUGUGGGAGACAGAUCUGCCUCUGUCUAUUAUUGCCAACACCUCCAACACAAUAACUUCACACAUUUACAUAUUUCUCAACAAAAGUGAUAUUCUUUGAACCUCAGAGACAAAUCAGGAAUAAUUUUACUUGGAGAGACGUGUCACAUGGAGAAGCAAUGUGCCAUUCAGUUGACAUCUAAUUAGAGAUACAGUUGAGUGACACGGGCAACAUUUUGUGCCUAAAAGCUGAACAUUUAAAAAUCAUGACACUUGCCUCAUUUUGCAACGUGUUUCACGGGCCCGGAGUCAUUUAUGUGGUUUGUGCUUACUCCUAAUUUUCGGUUGUUACAGUGUUCUAGCACUUAAGCGGAGUCUUUCUCAUUAUCACCCACAGCCCGGUCGCAGAAACAGUCCGUGCCAGGCGGGUACUGAUGCUCGCCAAUCCAGCCAUAGAAAAAGAUUAAAGUCACGUUCAUGGUGUAGUCUGUGGAUGUAUCUAGAACAAGUUGGAGAAAAUGUUACACUCAGUAAAAACUAGGCCACAUUAAUGGGCUGCGUUCAUCCAAUUGUUUACAAUGCCGAAAAGCGCCAAACACGUGGAAAAAAGACAUAGACGUCGUACAGAAAAACAUCUGCUUACAGAAUAAAUAAGUGCCGAUUCAAAACAGAUCCAGCUGUUUACAUUUGAUCAAACUCGGGCCAUAGCAUCUCGUUCAAGUGCCACGAUCAGCACAGGAAUGUAAAGGAACGCCAUAUUUUAUUGAAAACACUUGCUACAAUUUCUUUCUGAACUUUUGCGAAUAGUAAUCUGAUUUUGUUCAGUAGGUCAUGCAGGAUGAGGCAUCAAGGACAAAAAUAAUGAAGAUUGUUGUUUUCUAUUUGUCCUUCUUACAAAGCCGUGCCCAUUUUACUGAUCUACAUAUGAGACGUGUUUUAGGGUAUGAAGUCAAUACGCCCUCAGAGUCCCUUUCCAGCAGGAAAUAAACCCAUUUUAAUACCACUAUCAUAAAUUAUUAACACCCACAAAAACAUUUGGGUAGUGUUUGUCCGUCAGGCGUCCCAUUUCAUCACCGAGGAUUACUGAAUGAAACUACUGAUACAUCAAUAUCCAGUAGGUUGUACAUGCUACAUGAACACUUCUCACGCCGUUUUAGUGGGUUAAACUGUAAAAGCGGAUACACCAUUGUAACUGCAUUGACUCAACAACAGAAAAUAGAUGUCUUAGUCAUGUAAAAAUGACGCCCACCACCAAUCUCCGAGUCCUCGCUGUCUCCCUUCUCUUCCUCCUUACUGCCCCACUUACCACUGUCAUGGAGACUUCUCCGUUCCCCCCUCCCCAGCACGCAGACCUCUCAGGGAGACCGUUCACAGAGCAGCCCAAGACCGGCUCCAGCCCCUCUCUCCUGCUCUUUGCCAUCCAGGCCAACCUCAGGCCAGCCGCUCUCCAGGGCAGGACCAAAACCCCCGAGAAACUCCCAGAAACCUCCGAGGGGGUUCUGGAGACGCCUCCGAGACCCCUGCCCCAGGUCAUGUUCCCCAAGAAUGUAACUUCGUCAGAGGCCCUCGCGCCUCCCUUAGGUGCGGCCCAGGUAGCGCCCAUUCCCCCGCGCUUCAUGGAUGGAUGGAUGGAUGUAUGCAGGGGUUACUAUGACGUGAUGGGACACUUUGACAGCGCUUUCAACUGCUCCAAGGACACUUUUAUCUACUGCUGUGGAACGUGCCACUAUCGCUUCUGCUGUCCGGAGAGAAGCCGCCAACUAGAGCAAGAAAGCUGCAAAAACUAUGACUCUCCAGACUGGGCCAAGCCGCAGACAGACACCAUAAACAUACAAGAGGAUAUGGGUCCUGACCCAGACUUUGAUCCGCUGAAGCAGCAGAGUCACAACACGGGCUUUGUCAUUGGGGGAGUGAUAGUGUUCAUGGUGGCUGUCGCUGUGGGCAUCAAGGUGGUCUUCAACAAGGUGCAACAGGAAGCCCACCAGAGGGACCUAAACAUGCCCAGAGCCCUGGUCGACAUGUUGCGGCACCAGUCGAGUCCGGUCCAGCAGGAUGAGAGAAACAACAGCGUGGCUCUGGCUGUAGGGGAUGGACAGGGGACACUGGGGAGAGCUCCAAAAAAUCUCUACGCCCCAGGACUCCCCAGCAAGGACAACAGAUUGGGCAAUUUGCAACACAAUUUCAUCCACUCAUCAGGCUCCAGCCCGAAACACACAGCAACUAUCGAACGCACCCCUCGGAUGAACAAUGCUCAGCUGGCGGCUGGAGGCACCCUGCUUUCUAGUAAGCACAACAACACCAAAUCCCAGCCUUCUUUCCACCACUCCCUGCACAACCUGGCCCAGCUGCCGCCCUCCUAUGAGAGCGCCACCAAGCCCGAGCUCAACAGAUACUCCUCACUCAAACGCCUCGAGAAAGGUCUUGAUGAGUACUCCUCUGGUUACUGCACCACCAAGCGCCGGCCUCACACAGCCCAGCCGGCCCUCCAGUCCUCCCAGCACCACCUCCACUGGGGGGGAGACUACACCCUCAGCGGGAGAGGGACCCUCCCCAGGCACGCCGCACGUCCCUGGAUCCCACCACCACCUUCCGGCAUCCCCGCUUCGCCCACUCCCAAUCCUUACCCUCUGGAUCCCCCAGAGCCCCAGUACAACCCCAACUACGACACCCUCUCCAAGCCGAGAAAAGUCAAGUCCAGUGACCAGCUGCUCAACAUGGGCGACGUCCCUGGCAACACAGGGACCCUGUCCCGGCUCUCCAAGAACCAGCAGCACCAGUACUACAAAGCCAUGGCUGCUUCCAAUAAGAACUCCAACACACAGACCCUCACCAGGAAGACCCAGGACAGGCAGGACAGGCAGGACAGGCGAGGCGAGGAGAGGCGAGAGGAGCGGCUGCUCAUGUCCCCGGACCACCUGGAGGAGAGGAUGGGCGUCGGCGGGAUGGGCGUCGUAGAUCCGUACGCCCAUACGGGAGGGAUCGUCCCCACGCUGCCCCGCCAGCAGAAGGCCCAGUCCCAGCAGAACGUCUGCGCCACCCCCUCCCUCGACCGGCACCACAUGAUCAAGAUGAACUCUCACCCCACGUCCGGGCGGGAGCAGGAGAGGAGCACGGGAAUGACGGGGCACAUGAGCGGGGGCAUGGGCUGGGCGGGGGAGAUGCCCGGGGCCGGGGUAGUCAUGGGAACGGGAACACUAGGGGGCCACAGCGCGAGGAGGAUGGCUUUUGCAGCGAAAAGGCAGAACACCAUUGAGCAGCUACAUUUCAUACCGGGAGGGGGCGGAGGGGGGUCCGCGGGAAGUGGAGGGGGUAGUCAGGGGAUCAGGACAGGGAGUAAAAAUGAGGUAACGGUGUGAGGUCUGUGCCUAAUGUAGAGUUUACACCUCAUCACAGCUAUGGGAAUAGAUCACCCUUCUGCAUUUAACCAUUAGAUAAACAGCUACAAGAAAUAAAACUAGAAGUAUAAAGUAUAGUAAGAGUAUAAUGUGUUUAGGCUAUUCAGAUUAGUGUUAUCUUGUAAUUAAAUCGCUUGAAUAUGACUACUUAUAUUAAAUUAAAAACCUAGGAACAUCUGUUACAGUUAUGUGAUAGCCUACAUCAGCCAUAUUUUGUAACAGAAUUUGCCAUAUUGCCAUAUACAGCGGUGCCAUUACUUGUAGAGAGACUGACUGGAAGGGUGAAACAAAACCAACAGAAGAGUCGUUCAUAAUUUAGUUUUUAUAUAUGUUUUUCAAAAAGUACUCAGGAGCCAUAUUAGAUAGGGAAUCAGACUAUGUGAAAAAAAAAAAAGGUUCGCUGAAGCGGAGGACCGUGUGGAAUAUUACAUCUCAGAACUUCAGAGAACUGAGCCAACUACCUGGACCGUCGAUCCGCUCAACCCCUGCCGACAACUAUUUAUUAAACUGAAUCUCGCGGGUGAAGAGCCCCCGUGGACCAGACGAGUCCGUGUGAACUGUGUGCCUGGGGAGGGAUUUUGACGAUGUUACCCUCCGCCGAACCAACCUCAUCCUGGCACGGGGAGACGUAACUGAUUUUUGUUGCUUCCUAUGACGCUGAGACAAAGUGGGGGCUGUGUCUGACUGAGACUCGGCAGCCCGACACUGUUGGCCGGACUCCACGCCUUGAUUCAAACUGCGGACGUACCCACAUUACCAAUCUGAUGCCUGGGCUGCCUAGUUUUCCAUGUGACCUUAGAUGAAAUCCCCAGAAGAACUCGCGCUCUGAUCACUGUUACACUACAGGAGCAUAAGCUGGUGUUAGCUUACGUUACGGGUGAGUUUCCCCUAAUGUUCCCACCGAUACAUCAAGACCUACCUGUAAAAACUAUGGGCUACCAAAUGACACAGAGCCAUCGCAGUAUUACAAAAACAUCUCGACACAAAUUUACAAAAUGAAGAGAUAGUGAAACAGAAGUAUAUGUUAAGUUUACUAAUAGAGAGAGAGAGGGAGGCAACUUGCUUUAAGUUGUAUGCCAGGAGCAGAGGUUUUUCUACAGAGCACAAACGAAUAAACCAUGACGCAGAGGUUGCACUUACACAACUGUCCUUCAAAGCCAUUUAUGGAGAUACAAAGAAAAAUACCACAGAGCAAGCUGGUCUGACAAUCACCAUUUUAUUAUUAUCGCCAGGUGACAAAUUAUACGAGUCAGUGAUAUUUUGUACAGUCAAGCGGAUUGGCUUCGGAGCAAGCCAAAAACCUCUGAGUCAGGAGCGAGGGCGACCCGAGGCCUUCUCCUGAGCGGCUCCACGCGCCGCAAGAGACUCGGAUGGUUAGGAAGCCCUUCCCAUCCUCAAGACAAAGACCUUGCUGUAUCAUAACGCAGUUCAGCCAGUACGAGUAAAAAUAUAAAAAGAAAAACAGAAAAGAGGAAAAAAUGAAAAAAAAAAAAAAAUCUUCAUCAAUAACAACGCUUAUCAAUACUAAGGGCUAUCCUAUCCUAUAUACUGUAGUAUGUGAUAUCUGUGCUCCAUAUAAAAUGCUAUCUCUUUCUAUUGAUUUUGUGUUGAUAUUGUCAUGAUGUAUUAAGUAUUAAUGUGUACAAAAAACAAGAGCAAUUUAAGCACAGUUCAAAGAGAAACACGGAGACAAAACUUUGCACAAAUCUACCCCCUGAUAUUUGCACCAGAUACAAACAUACUUUGUAUCACGUCCUCAAGGUUUACAUUCUGUACGAGCAUGGCCGAAAGUGCGACUGAUCAACGGAAGGUAUUGCACCGAGAGAGGAUGCCUUUUUUUUCUUCUUUUUCUUUUUUUUUUAUCAACAGAAAUGAGACGUAAAGACGCAGACGAAAGGAAGGAACUGCUUGGUUUUUGUUCAGUCGUGUGAAAGGAUACAGAGACGAAAUGCUGAUAAACAGAAACACGGAUUUCAUUUGGACAAUCUUCCUAUACACAGUGCUAAAUGUAGUUGUUAUGAAUAUGAUGGAGUGUUAUUAUUAAUAAUUAUUAUAACUGUUAUGGUUAUUCUUAACAAUUAUCUUAUGGUGUGAUGUUCUUUUACUUGGUGGGAUUUUAAGUGUUUAUUGUUUUUAGGUAACUAGCAUUCUCAUGACUAGUUGGUUUUUCAUACAUCUGGUCAUAAAUUUUUAAAACAUUCCAAAUCUUGAUGCAUGCCAGCUCCAUUUCAUUGAGAGGCAUUUACAGUAUGUCUGGAUUUUACGGUCACGAAUGCUCAAAUGGCCGACUUUCCAGCUGUGUGUACUGUGCCUAGACAUCGGCCUUAUACGACUUCUUGAUCUCAAGUGAUUAUUUAGGUUUCCACUCUGGUACAAAAACAUGGAUUGAUAAAAAUCUGCAGCCUUUCUAUGAGUUCGAUGAUGGUGAUUAAACGGGGAUAGAUGAGCCUGGGAUGGGCCUGAAGUUAUUAACGUCACAGACGGUCUGUUGUCUCCACUGCAGCAGCCUGACCCACUAAUUUAUUAUGGGGUGUACACGCUAAAACCCAUGAUGCCAUAAUGUAUGUAUGUUUUAUAUGAAUGUUUAUAACACGAGUCGGGGAAGGAAAGGGGUCUAACGGAAACCUGAAUGCUUUGAGCGGAGUGUCUUUUUCAGGGAAAAUGGAUAGAUGACAUACAGUAGUACUAGAUUUUUUAAAUAGAGCCACAAAAGGUCUGUAGCAAAGUCUGUAAAAUCUCACAAGCCAUAUCCAUUGAAACUCAUUAUCACACUUUUAUAAAUGGUUAAUCUAAUUUGUGCAAGUAUUGUAUUUUGUAUAGCUAGUACAAUCAGAAUAUUUUGAGUGAUCUCUUCGACAUUAAUUUGAGGAUUCAAAAAAAAUAAUAAUUAUGUGUUAGUAUUUAAUGAAUUGUACAGUGCCAAACUCAUAACAUUUUGUUGUCUUUUUAUCGUCACAGCCUCCUAGAUGGCUACAGGGGUUAUUUCUCCUUCACGGCCGAGAACUAAUACCGGGCAGUUAAGCUGAAAAACAGAAAGAAGGAGAAGCUAGUUCUCAGAAAGAAAUGAAUGAAUAUGGUGUAUGUUUUUACCAUUAUGAAUUCAUUUAGGUUGAAGACGGUUAAUGGCCACCUGAAAUGGACAGGGACAGUGUCCAGUAAUGAGAAUUCAUGGAUUUAUUUUCAUGCCUAUAAAUUUCAAAGCAACCCUUUUGCUAUUGUUAAAUCCAUUGAUCCCCUUGGAUACAACAGUAACUUAUAAAGAAUUUGUAUAAUAAAGUUGGUGGAAAAAAACCCAAAA